AUGACAAAUACCAGUAGAAGUGAUGCUGAUAUACAGACAGACAUCACGACGUGUUCACCUAAUGUCGACGACGCCAUUUACAGCAUGGACAACUUCAAAGAUACCAUUGGGGUCGACAUUGACACGCCUUCCAAGUGUGACGAUGUUGACGAGUGCGCCGCAUAUCCAUGUGGUGUCCAUUUUUGCGAGAAUCUAUUGAAUGGAUACCGAUGUUAUUGUAAGAGUGGCUACACGGGAGAAAACUGUGAUAAUGGUCCGGACUUCUGUGUUAACAACCAAUGCGAGCACGCAGCGACAUGCAUCAGUGGUGCUUGGAAUUAUACGUGCGCAUGUGCAGUGGGCUUUAAGGGAACUCUGUGCGAGGACGAAAUAGUUAAUGGAAACUGGGUGGAAUGGGGGAAAUAUGACGAAUGCAGUAAAAGUUGUGAAGGAGGAAUCCAAACACGGACAAGAACGUGUACCAACCCAUCCCCGGGACCGGAUGGUGCCGAUUGUUCAGGAAGUAGCCAAGAUCAAGUCUCCUGUAACACGGAUCCAUGUCCUAAAUGUGCCCCAGUCGGAUAUCUUUUGCUGAAAAGCAGGAACACAAAAAAGGAUCAUUGUGUAACUGAAGGAGACUACACGCGAUGUGAAAUAAUCUGUGAAACAGGAAUGGAAUUCGUCAAUCUACCCUUGAAUUACUAUGAAUGUGGUGCAAACACCUCAUAUGCAUGGAGCGGAAUCCCUCCAAGCUGUGCAACUUCAAUUCCUGGAAGGCGUUUGGCUGUCCGUACAUCCGCGACAUAUCCUGUUGCCCCUCCCUGUGGAACAGAGACCGAUCAAGCAUUAAACUCGGCAGCAGGAGAAGCCCAGUGUGUACGUAACAAUGCCUGUGACGUGUCUAUAACCACCACCGGAUGCUCUUCUAGACGUAAACGAGACACAGCCAUAACAGCAGAGAUGUCUUUCUCCAUUAAUUUGGAAGAACUUCAGGAUUUCAACCUCACUGCAUUGUUAGAAGACAAUAUCGUGAGUGCAGACCUCCAGACCUACAUCACGGCCAUGGCUGAAUUGGAACAGACUGCACAGGAAAUCAACAACUCUAUCUCAGAUUUCUUUGUCGUGAAUGUCAACAAUGUCCAUUACAACAUUGACCCCAGCACAUUUUCUAUUUCUGGUGUGAUCACAUGUCCGAAUGGCACAAUUACAAUCGACGGCGCCUGUGUUCAGUGCCCAGCAGGUACAAGUGAAGAAAACGGAUGGUGUGUUUACUGUGAACUAGGGACUUACCAGAACCAGGAAGGACAGACCGAGUGUCUAGCAUGUCCGACUGGUUAUACCACGCAGUUUGUGGGGAUGAUUGACGUCGCCAACUGUUCUGUUGAAGAAACGUCAACAAGCAGUACUUCAGCAGUUGCAUCAAGUACAACAGCUAUACCUACAACUACAACAUCCUCGAUUUCCUCGUCCUCAACCGGAAGCGGAACCACUAUUACAGAGGAAAAAACAACACCUGUUACAAAGAAUGGCCCGUACAGGAUUGGGAACAGAUCAACAAUGACUAUUUUAGUCAUUACGAUAUCAGUAGUGUCGGUCGCCGUUAUUAUCUUAGCUGCUUCUAUUACCAUUUACUGCAAGACCCGAAAGAAUGCCAGAAACCGGUUGAGAUCACGUGAACAGUACACACGUCAGAGAAGUUCGGUCUCCAUCAACAUGGUAAAUCCGACAGUUCAUACGAAGUUCAAACGCCCUCCACAGUUUAACGAGUAUAGCGAAAUGCCCAGUAAUCUGCCGUAUGCAACAAUCAUGGAAACGACAACAGCAAUGGCGAAUGAAAAGACAUCACAAUUCACGAAACAUACUUGAUAUGUUUGGAUUUACAAAGAUAAAGAACAAAGCAACUUAUUGGACUUUGUCAUUCACCAAUUACAUUAAAAAAAAAUAUGCGUACAGGUCUACGAACAAAAAUGCAAAACAUGUAUCAAACAAUUGAUAACAUCAAAAAACAUUUAAUUUACCUUUUUCAAAAUCCUAAACUAUUCAGCCUGUUACCAUUAGAUUCCUAAACAAUUAACAAUAUCUUAUUUACAUCAGUUUUCUUUUUGACAGUGCGUUAAGUUUUUGGUGCAAGUGUUGAAAGGUAUUAAUACAUCACUUUAUAAUUGUACUAGGGUG
Messenger RNA from Pecten maximus, 2154 nucleotides. RefSeq names its product neurogenic locus notch homolog protein 1-like. The record is from RefSeq and is a predicted model, not a curated record. Lineage: Eukaryota; Metazoa; Mollusca; Bivalvia; Pectinida; Pectinidae. Gene Ontology annotation, molecular function: calcium ion binding. Gene Ontology annotation, cellular component: cell periphery. The transcript has 10 exons. The coding region runs from base 1 to 1845 and encodes 614 amino acids.